UGUAGAGAGGAGAAGAAAAAGUUAGACAGCAUGGUUAUAAGCAGCAUGGAAGUUUGUUGUUGUGCUCCUCCUUCUGUGUAGCUGUUCAAAGGCAUUCUCUUUUCACAAUUUUCCAUAUAAAGAGUCAACUUCACCCUCGGUGUCCCGGACUUAUUGUGUGGAGUUGUUUAGUUUGCUGGAUAGCUGAAUUAGGACAUUCUGUGAAGCCAGUACAGUGAAAAGAGAGACUUGUGAAGAGCUACUGAUGACCAAACUGCAGUAUUGUGCUGGCAGCCCGAACCAGUACGACAACUGCAACGUCGCUAGGAAGGAUUGAGGUAAAACACAUCCAUAGUAGCCAUGGACAGAGCAAAUGCAUCAGUCAGAUCAUCAGAUUCCCAUAUGAGUAGUGCUUCAUGUAAAGUUGCAUUGGCAGCAGCCACAGCACGUGCCAGAGCCCAAGCUGCGCAUGCAAGAGCUGCUUAUUCACGUAAAGAGAUUGAAUUAAAGAUGGAAAAAGCCCGUCUUGAUGCAACACUCAUCGCCUUAGAAAGGGAGAGAGAGGCAGAAGCCGCCAUGGCUGAAGCAGCAGUAAUGGAGGCUGCAGCCGUAGACUUUGAAGAUGAGUGCCGCAGUCGUGGACCAGAGUUACUGCCCAGGCAAAGUGCAGAACGGCGUACUGAGGAAUAUGUAGAAAGACACAGCCAUCUCAGUGGCAGCUCACAUUCACUCGAAGAUUUACACUCAUGUGAGGAGCAAAUACCCCUCAAUCCCAGUGCUUAUGUAUCUGUAUGUGGAGAUAAGGAAGGUGAACUCCCAACUCCUGAUCACCAUCAGCAAUGUGACCAUUUCGCAGAUGGUAACCCCCAUGUGGGCGAUGUUCGUGCGAAUACACAAGUGUGUACUGAGCCGAUGAGUACCCAGCUGCAUGCAGGCUUACCUGCUCACACACCCCGGCGUGCUGAACAAAGCGCGCUCAGGUCAGGCUUACCUGCUCACACAUCCAGGCACGCUGACCACAGUCCACUCAGGUCAGGCUUACCUGCUUACACCUCCAGGCGUGCUGACCACAGCGCACUCAGGUCAGGCUUACCUGCUCACACAUCCAGGAACGCUGACCACGGUCCACUCAGGUCAGGCUUACCUGCUCACACGUCCGGGCAUGCUCACCACAGCCCACUCAGGUCGGGUUUACCUGCUCACACAUCCAGACACGCUGACUACAGCCAUUUCAGGCCAGGCAUACCAGUUUAUACACACAGGCACAACGACCACAGCCCCACUACAUCUAGGGCUGCACACUGCCCCAGCGACACAGCCACAUCUGACUUAGCGAGGUACCUAGCACGAAGUCAGCUAGUGUCAUCAGGACUAACCAGGUUUGAUGAUAAGCCAGGAAAUUACUUAUCCUGGAAGAGCUCAUUCCUGAACACCAUUGACAGCCUAGAUCUUACAGCAGGAGAAGAGAUGGAUUUAUUAAUAAGAUGGCUAGGCCCAGAAUCUGCAGCACAUGCAAGGCGUAUUAGAUCAGUGAAUGUGAGAGAUCAAGCAGCAGGCUUAUGGCUUGUGUGGGAGAGACUGGAGGAGAUGUAUGGCUCACCUGAAGCUAUAGAGGGCGCUCUCUUCACUAAACUCGAUCAAUUCCCCAAAAUAUCAAACAAGGAGCAUCAUAAACUUAGGGAGCUGUCUGAUUUGCUGUUAGAGAUUCAUUCUGCAAAACGUGAAGGAUACUUACCUGGCCUAUCCUAUCUCGACACAGCAAGGGGCAUAAACCCAAUAGUGGAGAAACUGCCAUACACGCUCCAGGACAAGUGGGUAAUGGAAGGCUCCCGAUACAAACAAGAAUUCAGGGUCCCUUAUCCUCCAUUUGAAUUCUUUUUACAGUUUGUACACAGGCAAGCAAAGGCACGCAAUGACCCAAGCUUUAGUCUUCCUCUCUUAAGUACAGCAGUCAGGAAAGAUAAGUUCAGUGAAAGCAGCCGAAGGACAGUUUCUGUGCAUAAAACUGACGUUGCACACUCCGAUUCCGCAUCCACUGCCGAAGACUCAGAGAAGCAAUGUCCUAUGCAUCAAAAACCACACUCCCUGCAAGUGUGCCGCGGCUUCAGGGAAAAGCUAAUGGAUGAACGAAAGAGAAUACUAAAGGAGAAUAACAUAUGUUUUAAAUGCUGCGCGUCAAAUAAGCAUGUAGCCCGAGACUGUGAGGCAGCCAUCAAAUGUGCUGAGUGUGACAGCCAUAGACACCCAACAGCGCUGCACCCAGGCCCAGCUCCGUGGGUCUCCAAGACCUCUCCACCCCCAUCAGGGAAUGGCGGGGAGAGCGAUGAAGCAUUAGAAACUGCUGUGGUUUCCAAAUGCACGGAGGUAUGUGGGGAAGGCUUCAAUGGCAAAUCAUGCUCCAAGAUAUGUCUUGUGACGGUCUACCCGGCAGACUGCCGCAACCAGGGCAAAGGGAUGUACGCCGUGCUGGAUGACCAAAGCAAUAGGUCGCUGGCACGCUCAGAGUUUUUUGAUAUCUUCCAUGUAGGCGGGCCCACAUACUCUUACACUCUAAAAACCUGCUCUGGUGUUGGUGACGCGUCCGGCCGCCGAGCUACAGGCUUCGUCAUCGAACCUGCAGAUGGUGACAUCAGCCUAACUCUGCCCACACUCCUGGAGUGUAACAUGAUUCCCAACAACAGAGACGAAAUCCCCACUCAAGCCGCCGCGCACAGCCACCCUCACCUCAGAGCUAUAGCCAAUGAAAUACCAGAAGUGGACAUGAAUGCUGAGAUCCUGCUGCUUCUGGGCAGGGACAUGCUGAGAGCACACAAGGUGCGUAAACAGAUCAACGGACCACAUGACGCACCCUACGCACAGAGGCUGGACUUAGGAUGGGUCAUAGUUGGCGAUGUGUGCCUGGGCAGCACACAUCGGCCUCCCGAAGUCACCAGCAUGAAAACAUACAUCCUUGAAAAUGGCAGGCCAAGCCACUUUCCCCCAUGUGAGAACCACUUGAAGGUAAAGGAGAAAAUCUGUUCCCCUAAUCAGCCCCAGCCUGUCAGCCGUGUGACAUACAGUGACAACCUGGGCCUAUCGGUUUUCCAGCAAACCAAGGAUGAUCACAAGCUUGCGCCAUCAAUGGAAGAUCUCCUAUUCCUUGAAACAAUGGAAAAUGAAUUCUUCCAGGAUUCGGCUAACAGUUGGGUGGCCCCGCUAUCGUUCCGCCAACCCAGGAUGUGUCUGCCUAAUAACCGCCAAUAUGCCAUGGGUCGGCUGAAGUCUCUGCACCGAACACUCAACAAAAAUCCAGAGAUGAAAUCUCAUUUUAUGGACUUUAUGCAAAAAAUGCUGGACAGCCACCACGCAGAGCUUGCUCCUCCCAUGCAAGAUGGGAAGGAGUAUUGGUACCUGCCCUUUUUUGGUGUCUACCACCCACAAAAACCCUCACAGAUCCGUGUGGUGUUUGAUUCGAGUGCACAGUUUGAAGGCAAGUCACUCAACAACGUGCUGCUCUCUGGGCCGAACAUGAACAAUAGCCUGCUAGGGGUUCUUAUAAGGUUCAGGAAGAACUCAGUUGCAUUCACAGCUGACAUACAACAAAUGUUUCAUUGUUUUCUCGUCCGAGAAGACUGCAGGGAUGUUCUACGCUUUCUCUGGCACAGAGAUAAUGACCUGAGUAAAGAGGUGGUUGACUACAGAAUGAGGGUGCAUGUCUUCGGAAACAGUCCCUCUCCUGCUGUGGCCAUCUACGGAUUACGAAGAGCUGCCCACCAGGGAGAAGAACUGUAUGGCAGUGAUGUGCGGUACCUCACUGAUCGAGAUUUCUAUGUGGAUGAUGUCCUCAAGUCCGUCUCCACCGUGGAGCAAGCAGUCGAUCUACUCAAAAGAACACAGAAGAUGCUGGCAGCCUCCAACCUCCGGCUCCACAAGGUAGCCUCCAACAAAGCCGAUGUGAUGGAUGCAUUUCCAGUUGAAGAUCGCGCCAAAGACAUCCAGGAUCUUGACCUGUUUGUAGAUGACUUACCAGAUCAGCGAAGCCUCGGGGUGAAAUGGAGCCUCAUGUUAGACCACCUUACCUUUCAUGUUCCUCAGGACGAAAGCCCUUACACACGCAGGGGCGUACUUUCAAUGGUGAACAGCCUCUUUGACCCAUUGGGGUUCUUGGCACCAGUGACUAUCCAGGGUCGGCUAUUGUUAAGAGAGCUGUCAGCACAGGCCUCGGACUGGGACUCACCCCUCCCUGAGGAAAUGCGUGAGAAAUGGACAGAGUGGCGAAGCUCACUGAGCCAUCUCAGCAGCAUUCAUGUGCCCCGCACAUACUUUUCCAUUCCCCCCUCUGAGAUACAAAGCAUUGAACUAUGCGUCUUUUCUGAUGCAUCUGUCAAAGCCAUAUCUGCUGUUGCCUACCUGAGAGUCACUAGCACCAAAGGGACAGUAGAACUGGGAUUCGUCAUGGGUAAAGCGCGGCUCGCCCCUCAGCCCAAACUCACAAUCCCCAGGCUUGAACUGUGCGCAGCGGUCAUGGCUGUUGAAAUCGCAGAGGUAAUAAGUGAAGAAAUAGACCUCCCACUCAACUCCGUCAUCUUUUACACAGACAGCAAGGUUGUCCUGGGCUACAUAUUCAACCAGUCAAGGCGCUUCUAUGUAUACGUAAACAACAGAGUUCAGCGUAUAAGACAAUCUACCAUGCCUGAACAAUGGCAUUAUGUGCCAACGGAUCGGAAUCCUGCAGACCAUGGCUCACGCUCUGUUCCAGCCUCAAGACUCGGCAACACCUCAUGGCUCACAGGCCCCUCGUUUCUCCUCAACUCUAAGCUUCCACCUGAGCAGCACACAGAGUUUGACCUUAUCAACCCCGAUAAGGACGUAGAAAUCCGCCCUGAAGUCAAAACCCUAUCCACACACGUCACUGAGAGCUUCCUUGACUCCAAACGCUGGGAGCGCUUCUCCACAUGGAGAUCACUGAUCCAUGCUGUGGCCAAACUCAGACACAUAGCCCUGUGUUUCGCUCACUCACAGAAUGAUGGAGACUGUGCUGGGUGGCACAUCUGUAAGAAGGCCAUCUCCAGUGGUACUCUCGAAGAGGCAGAGAACCUUGUCAUCUGGAGUGUGCAGCAUGAAGUCUAUGGAGAGGAGUUCCGUUGCAUCACUGCGAAAUGUGACCUCUCCAAGCAAAGCCCACUCAUCAAGUUGAAUCCCACCAUCGACAGCAGUGGCCUACUGAGAGUAGGUGGUCGUAUCAGUCAGUCAGGCCUUGAAGUAAAGGAAACAAACCCCAUCAUCUUACCUGGCAGUCAUCACAUCACCACUCUUAUUGUACGACACCAUCAUGAGAGAGUGCAGCACCAGGGCAGGCACUUUACAGAGGGCGCUGUCAGAGAGAGCGGCCUGUGGAUAAUGGGAGCAAAGAGGUGUAUUGGGAAGAUAUUAAACAAAUGUGUGAUUUGCAGACGACUCAGAGGCAAGAUUGAGGUGCAGCAAAUGAGUGAACUACCUGCAGAUCGUCUUCAGCCAGGCCCCCCUUUCUCACAUGUGGGCAUGGACAUAUUCGGGCCAUGGGAAGUGUCCGCAAGGAGAACACGCGGGGGUCAGGCUAAUAGUAAGAGAUGGGCAAUCCUGUUCACCUGUUUAUGCACAAGGGCUGUCCACAUCGAAGUGGUUGAAGAGAUGAGCGCUUCUAGUUUCAUCAAUGCUCUGAGGCGUUUCUUUGCGCUGCGUGGCCCAGCCAAACAGUUGCGCUCAGACUGUGGGACCAACUUUGUUGGUGCAUGCCGAGAAAUGGGCAUCAGCAUUGUAGAGCAGAGUGAAGUCCAGAAUUAUCUGCAAGAAGAAAAAUGUUCUUGGAUCUUUAACCCACCCCAUUCAUCCCACAUGGGUGGAGUGUGGGAACGCAUGAUCGGCGUUGCACGACGCAUACUGGACAGUGUGCUGCUGCGUGCUGGACAAGCACAUCUUACGCAUGAAUCACUCACCACUUUCCUUGCCGAGGUCACAGCCAUAAUUAACGCUCGUCCUUUGAUACCAGUCUCAUCUGACCCUGAGCAUCCCCACAUUCUGUCACCCUCCAUCCUGUUGACCCAGAAAUCAGGUACAUCAGUUCCACCUUUGGGAAGCUGCAGUCCAAGGGAGAUCUUAAAGAAUCAGUGGAAACGUGUACAGCUGCUGGCUGACGAGUUCUGGAAUAGGUGGCGCAAGGAGUAUCUUGGCACUCUGCAGUCACGGCACAAGUGGCAACACAAGAGACCAGAUCUCAAGCCAGGAGACGUUGUUCUUCUCAAGGAGAAACAGGUCAGGAGGAAUGAGUGGCCUAUGGGGGUUGUCGUUAAGACAGUCCCAAGCCAGGAUGGAGUAAUAAGGAAGGCUGAAGUCAAGAUUGUUCAGCAAGGAACAACAAAGAACUAUUAUAGACCUAUUUCAGAACUAGUGUUCCUUCUAUCCCCAGAGUAAGGUAUCAUUCUAAUGUGUUAUGGUAUCUCUAAGAUACCAGACGGGGAGUGUUCUGGCCCUACCAGCAGUUCUUAUGUUAAAGUAUGCAGAGACUUUUAUUUUGCCUAUUGUUUACACCCCACAUUGUAGCUGCAGGAAAUCUGUAGAGAGGAGAAGAAGAAAAAGUUAGACAGCAUGGUUAUAAGCAGCAUGGAAGUUUGUUGUUGUGCUCCUCCUUCUGUGUAGCUGUUCAAAGGCAUUCUCUAUGCUGGCCUCUUCUGCCCCUCGGACCUGCUUGAUCCAUCCUGGUGCCCUGUGUCUGGUUGGAGUUUUAUCACACCGCUCCUGUGAAGGACGGCCCCAUGAGGACAGUUGAGGGUUAUACCUGUUAAAACUGUUAAUAUUAUAGUCAGGCUGUCUGUUGUUGCCCAAAUGAGGAUGGGUUCCCUUUUGAGUCUGGUUCCUCUCGAGGUUUCUUCCUCAUGUCGUCUGAGGGAGUUUUUCCUUGCCACCGUCGCCACAGGCUUGCUCAUUGGGGAUAGAUUAGGGAUUAAAUUAGCUCAUGUUUUAAGUCGUUCAAAUUCUGUAAAGCUGCUUUGCGACAAUGUUUAUUGUUAAAAGCGCUAUACAAAUAAACUUGAUUUGAUUUGAUAUUAUAGGAUAUAAUAGUUCUGAUAAUAUCCACAUGCCCAAUUUGACCCUGUGGUGUAGCACCACCAUUUGGAACCGGACAGUAAUGACUCCAUUGCCAGAAAACUCAAACUCAUGAAAUUUGGUACACAUAUCAGGCCUGGCCACUGGUACUCAUGGAUAGAUGCUUAACCCCAGGUGUGUCUAUAGCAUCCCCACACGUCAUUGAGACUUCUGCCUGGUAUAUAGUUUCACCCAUCAGUGUCAAAAUUGGUAGGUGUGUGGGGUGCCCCAAGAUGAACAAAACUGAAAUGUGCAUUGUUUUAGCCAACUGACUUGCUACAGGAUUUGGGAUAUUUUGCAUGAUGUUGAAAUGGUGAACCAAUAAAUUUAUACAUUACUCCAAGCAAACAGGAAGUGUGUCAUAAAUUCACCAUGCAGUGUCUGAUAUGGCUAAAACUUCACAGGUUAUAGGAUAUUAUAGGAUAUAAUGGUUCUGAUGACAUCCCCAUGCCCAAUUUGACCCUGUGGUAUAGCGCCAUUAUUUGGACCAGGACAGUAAUGACUCCAUUACCAAAAAAUUAAAACUUGUGAAAUUUGGUUCACACAACAAUCCUGGCAACAACUACUCAGGGAUGGGACUGAAUGUGUCUGGGGGACUCCAUAGCGCCCCGUAUGUCAUUGAGACUUCUGCCUGGUGUAUAGUUUCACCUAUCUGGAUCAAAUUUGGUAGGUGUGUGGAGUGCCCCUAGAUGAACAAAAUUGCAAUAUAUAUUGCAUCAGCCAUACUCAACAGGAAGUGAGAUAUUUUUGGGUUUGUGCGUUUUGACAUAUGUUACAUUUUAACACACUUCUUGCAAGAUGUUGAAAUGGCGAAAUAAAUUUAUGUUACACCAUGCAAACUGGAAGUGUGUCA
Molecule: messenger RNA, 7933 nt
Organism: Neoarius graeffei (lesser salmon catfish)
Lineage: Eukaryota; Metazoa; Chordata; Actinopteri; Siluriformes; Ariidae
Exons: 3
Coding region: 340-6408 (2022 amino acids)
Biological process (GO): DNA integration
Molecular function (GO): nucleic acid binding
Source: RefSeq, a predicted model, not a curated record